Salvia miltiorrhiza (redroot sage) is the source of this 501-nucleotide messenger RNA. RefSeq lists its product as uncharacterized. The transcript has a single exon. Bases 1 to 501 code for a protein of 166 amino acids. Lineage: Eukaryota; Viridiplantae; Streptophyta; Magnoliopsida; Lamiales; Lamiaceae. The record is from RefSeq and is a predicted model, not a curated record.
AUGAAUACAAAAGCUAGGCAAAAGAACAUGUUUGUGCGCAUAAUCAGUAGUCCAUAUCGGGCCCUCUGCAGGGCCCGAGAUUUGUACGUUCGAAGCAUGCUCGACUGCGCGAGUUCGAACGCCAUAGGGUUGCAGAGUUCGUCGCAGGGCGGGACCCUGCCGAGGAGCUUCAGCGUCGCCUCGUCGCGGUCCCACCACGACGACGACGCCGACUACCGGGAGCUGGUUCGGGCCGCGUCGGCCCGGAGCAUUGGCGGUAGUGGAGUUGAUCUCCACGCCUACCUCAAGCAGGAGCGGAAGGCCAAGGCCGGGCCGCGGGCCUUGCCGCCGAGAAGCAUCAGCGUCGCCAUGGGAAGAAUUGAUGAAGACAGGCCAAUCGGCUAUUUUGGUGAAGAUAUUAAAAUUGGUAAUAAUAAUUUUAAUCAUACAAUUGUUGAUAAGAAAAAUGAAUUCAAGUAUCCAAGAAGCAAAAGUCAUGCUGUGGCCAGAACAUCGUUUUGA